AUGUUCAACGAAAAUUUCGUUAUAAUUAUCCGUGUACGACAGCAAAGAUUCCUUCGUUUAAUAGACCCUUUUGAUUUUGGGGUACAUAAGUUUCAAGUUACCGUACAAUCUCGAGGAUUUCUCUCUUUUAUGACCAUGUGGAAUCCGUACUUGGUAAUUAAAAAAGAGUUUAAUGCUUGA
Funneliformis geosporum is the source of this 180-nucleotide messenger RNA. The record is from the annotation of a GenBank genome assembly. NCBI's taxonomy places the organism in Eukaryota, Fungi, Glomeromycota, Glomeromycetes, Glomerales, Glomeraceae.